CCUUGUUCUCAUAUAAUAGCUGGGAUGAGAAGUGAGUAUAUUGAUGAAUUUCCAAGCAAUCUAGUUUCUAAGAGGUGGUUGAAAACAGCCAAGUCUGCUCAUGUGUAUUCAAUUUCAGAGCCUAGUAUUCAUUCACAGAAUAUGAAAUUGUUGCGAAAAGGAGCUAUGUCUGCCGCAUGCAACUAUCUCGCAGAAAUAGCAUGCGAAAAGGAUGAUGAUUUUUCAAGUGUAAUGGAAGACAUUUAUAAGCUGUUGAGGGAUGUUCAGAAGAGUCGCAAACCGGGUUGUACAACAAAGAGUGCAGCCUUUAAUGUGGGUGAUCCAACUGUUGUACAGGGUAGAGGUGCCCCCAAGAAGACCAGAACUGUCACCAAGAGAAGGCAUUGCUCAAAUUGCAGGGGUAUUGGACACACGAUUCGUACGUGCCCGGUUUUGCUUUAUCCUGAUCAAGUCAAUAACAGUGAAACAGGUGAAUCUGCAAGUGAAGGAAUUGAGGACAGCACAGACGACGAGACAAACGUUGGCAGCGUAGAUCGGCAGAAUAAGGGGGCUUCGGUGGCAAGUAAACUUAAAUCGCAGCAACGGAAGCAGGGAAAUGACUCCUCAUCCACCCAAAACAAGCGUUCAAAUCAGAACACGGUGUCGACAAAACAAAAUAAGCGUAAAUCUAAGCAGCGAGAAGUCCCAGUCAUGAUUCAUUCAAGCCAAGUAUCUGUGAAUGAAGUGACUCAGAGUUCACCGAAUAAUGCAGGUCGCGGUGAUGUGGAUAACAACAGAGUUACUUUGUUGCCCCAGCAUCCACAGGAAAUACCUUUGACCCAAGAAUCUGUGAAUCAGGUACAGGUUUAUAACAUGGAGCCUAUUGUACAACAAGUCCACUAUCCUGUUGUUCGUGCUUCAGCUGGACUUCCAUUUUUGCAACCUACUUAUGCCGUGAAUAUGACUAAUGGAGUUCAGGUGUUUCCACAGUUUAUACAGCACCAAAACGUCCAGGUUCCUUACCAAGGAGUUCAGAUGCAAACUCUAUUUCAAGCUGGACCUUCUGGCUUACUCCCGACAUUUUCAUCGACGUUGGCGGCAGUCGAUAGGAGACACAAUAGAAAUUCUAGUUUAGGAAAUAAUUGAAAGCAUUUCAUUUUAAGUCAGUUUGAUUUUGAUAUUGGAACAAAUUAUGUAUUUGUGUGAAGGAAAAAAAUUAUUAAAUUAUAUUU
This is a messenger RNA of Lotus japonicus, 1211 nucleotides long. RefSeq lists its product as uncharacterized. The record is from RefSeq and is a predicted model, not a curated record. The transcript is spliced from 5 exons. Bases 25 to 1125 code for a protein of 366 amino acids. Lineage: Eukaryota; Viridiplantae; Streptophyta; Magnoliopsida; Fabales; Fabaceae.